AUGAAACGUUCAGACAGGGCCAGCCCCAAGGGCGAAGACUUCUCGCAGGCCUUCCACCUGUACGAAAUGCACUGGACGCCGCGCUGCAUCUCCUUCGCCGUCGACGGCCGCGUCAUCGGCGCACAGGCGCCGCCCCCCGGCGGCUUCUGGAAGCUCGGCAACCUGGACCGCCAGCCGGGCGGCAAGGACAUCUGGGCGGACGGCAGCGACAUGGCGCCCUUCGACAAGCCGUUCUUCAUCGUGAUGAACGUGGCGGUGGGCGGGCGCUUCUUCAGCGACGGCCUCGUCAACUCGCCGCACCCCAAGCCCUGGAACUGGUCGUCUCCGCAGCCCAUGCGCGACUUCUGGGAGCGGCGCGCCUGUUUCUCUUUAGUUUUUCCUUGGUACUUCCUACGUCACCUUCCUCUUGUUCCUCUUCUUCCUCUUGUUCCUCUUCUUCCUCUUGUUCCUCUUCUUUCUCUUCUUUCUCUUGUUCCUCUUCUUCCUCUUCUUCUUCCUCUUCUUCCUCUUCCACUUCUUCCUCUUCUUCCUGUUCCUCUUCUUCUUCUUGGUGCGUGGAACUACGUGCGCGUGUACGCGCGACGGAGAGCAGCGGCUUUUCGCGCGGACAACGCGUGCGCCGACGCCGACGCGCGCGACGCGGCGCACCUACCGCCGCCGCGCCAACGCCGGCUGAGCCGCGCCCCCGCCCCCGCCCCCGCGCCAACGCCGCUCUCGGAAGACGUACAUGCGGAAGCCACUCCGCUGCCGGCGUAGUGUUCCAACACCAACUUCCGUCGAAGACUGCGCGUCGUUCUGGUUUCAAGCAUUCCAACCAUCGGAUAGCAAAUGUGUUGAUGAGGGCAUUAAUGACAACCACUCAGUUCGAUAAUAGUGUGAAACUUUUAUCAGCGUCCGUGUGGUGAUCUUUACCUGAUUCGAUGUUUAUUUCAAUCAUUGGACCCAUCCUAUGUUAUCAAUGUGUUAAUUUAUGUAGGAGCAAUAUAUGAUAUCAAAUGUGUUUGUUAAAACAGUAACGUUGCUUGGCAGUGUUAAACAACGCUACUGUCGGCGACGUACGGCAGUUUUCAAAUCAGUUGUUUUGUUGUUAGGAUUAUAUCUUCUGGACAUCGAAUGUGUUGUUUUGUCGGGAACGAAAGCCUCAUGUAUGCCACUAGGGCUCUACUACAUGUUGAACAUACUUUCACCAAUGACCACACAUUCUUAAAGUAUUAGAAUCAUCGGACAUUUAAUUAAUUAAUAAGUGAAUAAACAAAGUUUUUAUGCACAACAUCACGGAAAUUUUGAUUGUAUACUGCAAUGAUUAGAACUAUCAGACGUGAAAUAUGAUGACAAACGAGGGGAGUAAGAAGCACUCAUGAAAGCCACUCCAGUUAUGUCAUGUUAAACUUUUACUUGGGUGCAUGAUCACUAUUGUUUCAUUUGAUCUAUAUUUCAGAAAUAACAACAAGCAUCAUACAUGAAAUGAGUUGAUUAAAAAUAGAAUGUGCUAGUUAGUUUUCUACGACGCUUUCAUUCAUAAUUACGAUCAAAUUAAUGAAAUUUCGUGUUUGCUUCAAUGAAUAAAAUCAUCAGACACGAAAUGUGUAGAUAAUUUUUCAACGACGCUUGUGUUUUCUAACUGAAAGUGCUAUGAUUAAUUCACGAAAGCACACGCCCUCUUGCGAAUUCAAUAGAGUUUUCACUGCUUUAAGAAACUUCUUUAAACAACCGUACGAAUAAACCAAUGAAAUAUUUACGCGUCGUCGUAGGGACAUGCCAUUAAUAUAUUAUUACAAGUAGUAAUAAAUUGAUGUCAUUCCUGUGCAAAUCAAAGAGAGGUGCGUUGUAGUCGGCGUGCAAUCCAUACUAAGUUCGUACAAGGAGAGGAAACAUCGAUAGAUAGUUCUCAGAGUCUGUUCUGCUGUUGGUCGAGUCCCGCAAUUCGAAUUGCUAUUGUGUUGCACAAAAUACAGGUAUGCCAAACGUGCUACUCUCCGUAAAACAUUAAGACAACUUUGUGAUCAUCACAUUACUUUUCAAUUACGCGGCAAUAUAUUGUAUUUGAUAGUUUAUGCACAUUAACACAAAUAGUGUAUAAUGAUCAAUCGAACAGCCCAAGUUCAUAAGGCAUUGUUAAUUCAAUUUGUAUUGUUUUUAGUAACAUUUCCUACAAAUUUUAUACAUACUUGACUGUGGAAAGUGGUUUUUACACCGCCACGUGUUGGUUGUCCGUCAUGUGUGGUUGAUAACGUUCAAAAGUUAAGAACUUUGUCACACAUUAUUAAAGUAUCCGACCAAACUAACUGAUGUUUCUGCGCUCACAGCUACUUUUCGUUUUAAUUGCUAAUGACAUUGCGUAUGAAAGCUGAUAGAAUUUCUUUUUAAUUAUUUUUUUUCUAAAAUAAUCAAUAAGAAACGUAGAACAAAAUGGAUUGCACACCAUUAUUCAUAUUAAUGAGUUUGUACCUCAGAAUGAAUGAUAGUAACAAUAAAAAAUGUUGGAAACAAUUUUGGAUUCACAAAUAUUUAAUGUUUUCAAAUCACAUUUUGAUUUCGGGUUGGUAAUGUAAAACAAGGGAUAUGUGACACACAUACCACGUAUACAUUGUUGCUAAUAAAAUAUUUGAAAUUAACACAUCAAGUAGGAAUUGCAUACAAAAAAUAAAAGCAAACGAAGCUUUGGAAAUUUAUUACUAUGUUCGCAGACGUUACACUAAGUAAUUUAUAAUUUCAAGUUGCGCAACUUCGCGACAUUCUUAAAUUCUCACGCGUGUCCCAGAACCUACAUUAUAUAUGCUUUGGAAUCACUUCAAUAACAAUUAAUGAAAGUAGUCUUCUUCUGAAACAUUUUUCCAUUAGAAUAUUUUUUAAUUGAAUGUUGAGAGAAUUCAACUGUCUAUAUUAAAGCAAUAAUAAAAUUCUGUAAGUUUUAAUGAAAAAGACCAAUUCUUUACACUAUGAGACAUUUCUAUGGUAAAAAACCGACAAGUGUGUUCUGCUUAGGAGAUAAAAAAAAGGUUUGUCAUUUUGAAAAAGGACUGUUAUUGCACAGUUUAUUGUCAACGAAUCCUGACGUUUCGUGAUGUCCAGAAGAUAGAAUCUCGCAUCGGUAAACGUUUAAUACGGGAGAAAAUCUAUUUUGUUCGCAUAAAAAGGCGCCAACUGCAAAUUUGUGAAUUUGUGGAAUUGGGAUGCAGUAACUACAGCCCUGUCACAGUCGCGCAUGACCUUGUGAUGCGGCUUAUUUUUUUUUUCUGAAUCACGCCAGAGAUUUCGAGCUGAAUACGAAACUGACGUAAACGGAUUUUACGGUAUGUUAUGCUUUUGCGGUCAAAACGUCAAAGCGAUUGGUACGAAAAUAAAAAAAGUUAAUUUAUACAUCUGAUAUGUUUUACCUGUGUGUAAGACUGUAAACUUAACACAUCUAAUUGGAAUGACCAUAACAUGCAUUGACAUAAAAUCAUGGGAGUUUCAAGAGAAGAAAGAGACACACGGCCAAAUCUGCGCACAUUUUCUUGAUAAGCCAAUUUUUUGGAAUCGAUGCAAGAGAAGCUUGCUAUUUCCUCGGCAGAACUACAAAUAAAAUGUCUGGCUUGCCGUUGUAAAACGUUUAUAAUGGAUCGGUGCAAAAAUGUCGCUAAAAAUGCCCCUUACUAUUUUUCAUUCGUAAUUAACGUUAGUUAAGCAAAAGAGAAAAUACAAAAAUGCCUAAGCUCAAGAAAAAGUGCUCAGAUAGUCCAAUUAUUUCGAACAAAAAAGGUUUAUCCUGGCGUCUUUCAUUGACAGCUUCGCGUCGAGGCUGGAAAGCUUUACUUCAAUGGAAUGAAAUGGCUCUGAAAUGGUGGUCAUGAACCGGCUUCAAAGAUCAGGAUUUUAAGCUAGAGCAGCAAAUGUUCUGAAUGAAAUGAAUCGCAUUUCUAAAUGAAAGAAAUGAUUCGUGAAUGGUACGGGUAUAGCGUUUCAGUGAAGAUUCACGAAGAAUACUGAAACGAUUUCUAACAUUGUGAACAUAUUUAUGAAAUGAUUUUACGCUAAUUUUCAAAGAUAAAGUUAAUGAAGUUAUUUAAUUGUACUAGUAGUUCCACGAGGCAAGUAUAAUGGCUGUGAUGUGACCUUAAGUAUCACUUCUUUACAGCAAUGCAAGUGCACGUAGGAAAAAUAACAAUCAGGUGAAAUGUGGUGUACGUAUCUCUCUACAAGAGAGAUACGCACAGCACUACGAUUAAUUAAUUUACUUGGGCAUUUGAGUUCCAGAGAACUAAAACUACUAGUAACGAAAUGAAAAUGAAAUUAAAAUAUAAGAUUUUCCCAAAUUGUAAGAAAACAUUGGUUACACAAUAUCUCGGCGAGACUCGUCUUAAGGAAAUAGUGCUUACGAAGGUAUUUGGAAUAUACUGGUUUGGAAGAAAGGCGUGGAUUCAGUACUGAGAAAGAGAUAAUUAAAAUGAUGUCCAAAAAAAUUAUGUAAAUUAAUGCGAAGUCAUACCGAAGUUAUAGUUUCUCUAAUGUGUUGUAAAAAAUACUUGUCUGAAAAGGAAAUGACUUUAAAUGUAUUAAUUUUAGUGCAAAUAAAAUAUCUGUUACGGUA
Messenger RNA from Gryllus bimaculatus (two-spotted cricket), 4570 nucleotides. Lineage: Eukaryota; Metazoa; Arthropoda; Insecta; Orthoptera; Gryllidae. The record is from the annotation of a GenBank genome assembly.